UCUCUCUCUCUCUAGGUUCUCUACGUCUCUCUAGGUCUCUUCUCUAGGUAGCGGCUAGUGAAGCGUCUUCUUCCGGGGGGGUGGGGGAACCUAAGCUAAUGGGGGGAAGAGGGGAGGGGAGUCCCCCUAGAGACGCCCCAGAACCCACCAGAACCCCCCAAAACCCCCCCAAAUCAAUCAUAACUUCUAGCCAGUUAAUCUGCCCAUCUCAGCGUCCUCCCUCCCUAAACUGCUGCCACUGCCCUCCGAUUGACCCCAUUCUACCCUCAAAUCCCGCUGCUGCCUCCCCUGCACUGCCUUGCCUUUUCACCCCCCCUCCCCCCUUAAAAAGAUUGGAGAGAGAGAGAGAGAGAGACCAGGCAGGGCUUUUGGACGCGCAUGAAACCAGCAUCCAGCUUUUUCACUUUACGGCCCAACCACUCACGGCCCGCAACCUUCUAGCGUCUCACAAAGUCACUGCACACUAAAAAGACUGCUGCAUCUAAUUAGAGACUGGAGAUUGAUGACUGGAGGCUGAUGACUGGAGACUGGAGACUGGAGACUGGAGACUGCACACCGGGCGGCUCUCAUAGACUAUAGUAGUAUAAUACUCAGAUAGUCUCACAACAUCAUAUAGACAGACACAUAAGCCCG
Molecule: messenger RNA, 633 nt
Organism: Pseudovirgaria hyperparasitica
Lineage: Eukaryota; Fungi; Ascomycota; Dothideomycetes; Acrospermales; Acrospermaceae
Exons: 1
Coding region: 99-467 (122 amino acids)
Source: RefSeq, a predicted model, not a curated record